AUGGGCAGCUUUGUGAGACGCAAUGAAGGCAAUGAUAGUUAUCUCAUGAAUCAACCAAUGACUGUUACUGGGAGCUACAGCCAUUCAGGUGGCCAUGAAUUCAACACGGCUGGAUCUGGCCCUUACCACCUUCCCCAGCAUUCGUUUAACACAUACGGGUCUCAAUUUGGUCCCUCCUAUGGGCAACAAUCUGGUCUCUCUGCUGGCAUGCAGCAUUUGCAGUACCCAUCAGAUCAUACGAUCCCCUCGAUGACCACCUCGGAGGAACUGAGAUUGCAUCAUUCGUCUUCGCAGUAUAUGCCAGAACCACGAUACCUGCCUACUAGAUACCUACCCCUUCGAGAGGCUCUCAGUGAGACGGAGAUUGAGGAUCAAGAGUCUCAUAACGAAGCGACCACGCUUUCGGAAGCUGUAGUUCCCCCGCUGGAUGGGUUUCCAGAUGUCAAGGAAUUUGAUCAAUUGAUGCAGAGCUAUGUUGAUGAACUGUCGGUCAAGAAGCAAGACAAGGCCUUAAUCCAUGCCAAAAGAGCACGGAACAUCAAGAACGUGCUGAUGGAGCCGAAAGACACAGCGAUUGAAUCCGCACAGUUUCGCUUCUGGGUCAAAAAGAUGUUCAAGCUUCAGAGCACCAACGGUAUGGGAACAACUGAUUGCCGCAAAAUGAUCUGCCAUGAGGGAAAGCCCGUCGCCAUCCGUGAGAAACUGUUCAAAAUCCUUACGCAAGCCCACAAACAAUGUCAGCAUGGUGGGCGUGAUAAGACAUCUGCCCAGGUCCGACUACGUCGUGGGGGUUCUCGUCUCACUCCACCCAGUUCACGGCGAAGCUCCCCUCGCCUAGAUAGGGUAUCACGUUCUCCAAAACUGCCUUCACCACCCCUUUCAAGACGGGAAUCAAGCUUUGGGGGACAAGUAUCCCUGGAUCGAGCGCAUUCUGACUAUUUUGGCCAAUUACAUGGUCAUCACGGGUGGAUUGAUGGCCACCAGAAUGUACAGGCCCGAUCUACCUUGGGUAGUGGAGUCCGAUCUUCUCACGGACCCAUGGGCAGUCUUACACACUCAAUUACAGGCACAUUGGACCAUUUCCCGGAUCUUUCUGUUUCGGGCUCACAACUUAGCUACACGGGCGGAUAUGUUCCAAUGUACGGUCCACCUCCUCAGCGGGAAUAUUGA
Messenger RNA from Penicillium verhagenii, 1170 nucleotides. RefSeq lists its product as uncharacterized. Lineage: Eukaryota; Fungi; Ascomycota; Eurotiomycetes; Eurotiales; Aspergillaceae. The record is from RefSeq and is a predicted model, not a curated record. The transcript has 5 exons. Bases 1 to 1170 code for a protein of 389 amino acids.